CACAUAUCCCUGAAAUGUAUACACAGAUUUUCAGUUAGAAAGGAACAUCUAAUUACUUUUUAAAACACAAUAAACUAAGAGAGUUUUUUUUAUAAUAAUUUAAAAUGUUUCGAAAUGUUCUUUUUAAAACUUUUGGAUUUGGUUGAAAUUGUGCUUCUAAAAGAUGUACUUUUAUAAAUUAUUUUUCAAUGUACUAUAUUUAUGUUUCAUUACAAAUGUGUGGAGCAUACUAAUUGAAGAAAACGCUUAUACGGGAGUGGCAAUUUCAUUUUCUGAGCACAUUAAAGAACCCUCAUUCAAGUUCGAAAAACUUAAGCAAGUUUUGCGAAAAUCAUCAGAAUUCUUAUACCAAGCAUCAAAAAAGAGAGCCUAUUUUAAAGAAUUUAUAAUAAUCCUUCCACCUCAGUGGGUGGGAGGAUUUUGCUCAGAUCGUGCAGAAGAACCUCCAGAAAAAGUAAAUAUCUUCAUAUCAGACUUACCUGGGGCUUUGCAAGCUCAAAAUAGCAAAGGAUGCGGUCAAGAAGGAGAUAUCAUUUACAUGCCACUGAAUUGGACAGAUGGAAACACUGAAGAUCUAGCUAUACAGUUUGUACAAGAGUGGUCUACCUACAGAUAUGGUGUAUUUGAAGAAACUCCUCUUAAAAAGGAUGCCUGUUAUCUAUCACCAAAUAAAAUUUGGUCGCCAGUGGGUUGUUAUAAUGCAAAGAUCGAAGCAAGCGCGACAAUGUCUGAAGAUGAUGGGUUAUCGAGCUGUAAACUACCAGAUGAAUUUGUACCUAAAGAAGACUUAAAGUCAUCACUAAUGUUCAAAAUAAACAAUACAGGGGCACGCCACUUUUGCAAUGGAAGUGAGAGCUUUCCUCAUAAUCCGGUGAUGCCAACACUCCACAAUAAUUUAUGUGAAGGAAAAACAGUUUGGUCCGUUAUAGAGAACUCAAAUGAUUUCAAGCAUGGAAAAAAUUCACCUAGUAAUUUUACUGUUCCACCAAGUCCAACUUUCAAGUGUUAUAAAGAAGAAAAUAUUCAGUUAACAUUUGCGGUUCAAAACAGUGCAUCAUCAGAUAUUACAUUGGUUGUUCAAGAACUGCGAUAUUCUCUCUAUCGUUUCAUAAGGAAUCUAGUGCCAGUAAAAUCAGCACUGAAUCUUGUGACGUUUUCAGACUCGUCUGAUGUUUCAGAAUCAGUUACCCUGAACAUCGAAGAUUACGAUGAACUGCUUGAAACUUUGGAUUCACAUGUAGUGACAACAAAAAAGACAAACGCAUGCUUGCUUUGUGGAAUUCAAAGAGCUUUGAAUGCAUCACAGUUUAAAACGCAUCCUUCUCCAAUAGUCAUCCUCAUCGCUUGGGAAAGUGCGCUCAUUGGUCAAAAAAUAUCAGAGCUCGUGAAAACAAUACAAAAUUAUCCGAAAGUUCAACUUCAUCUAAUUUUUAUAGAAGAUACAGAAACUGAUGUCUUGCCCACUGAUUUAGUAAAUGCAGUGCGAUCCACUGGCGGGUUUUUGCAUUCAUUGCCUAAACCUUAUCGAACAGAGAUUACUGACAGAUUGGUACCAAAUGUUUUAUUAUUUGAACAACUGAAUGUCAUCCUCUCUGCUGCGGUCAAAAGUCCUUUGGAAGUAGAUGACAAAAUUAUAGUGGUACAUGAAGUGACGUACAAAACUGUCUCUUCAAUAACAGAUACAUUUUCUACUCCAUCUGUUACUAAAGGGAAGUUAGUUUACAUUAUGCAUUGUGACCUCAGAGGUCAAAUAACUCGUGAGCCCAACUGUUCUUCUUGGGAUGAAGAAUACAUAGCUACUUUUAAAUGUGGAACUGUUACUGAUUUAACAGAUGAGGUGGAGCCAAAAAUGUGGACGUACAAAUUCGAAGUCAAAGAUGGUGUCAAUAAUCCAGUUUGUUCUGCUUCAGCAAUCCUUUACAAACUCUCGUCUUCUACAAACGCCAUUUCUUUGAAAGGAUGGUUAAACCAAUAUACUAUCACACCAGGGCAAAAUGUUUUAAUAAUUUAUGCAGAGAUCUCAGGGUCGUAUCAAGAAAAUACUGUACGAGUAAUUGCUCAAAUUACUGGACCUGGCAUGAAUAUACCUACAGAAGUUGAGCUCCUAGACAACGGGAAUGGUGAUCCUGAUGUUAAAUCUGGUGAUGGAAUUUAUAGUCGAUAUUUUGUAUCAUACAAAGAAAAAGGAACGUAUGCUGUAGGAGUCGUAGUAAAAAUUGCAGGACCUGCAAAUUCAAAAAAUGGAGAAAACUAUGUCGAACCUGAAAAGACACAAAGAAAAAUCAUUGGCUCAUUUAGCGUAACAGCAAAGGUUCCAGAUGUAGACAUUUUACCUCCCAACAGAGUAGCAGAUCUCAAAGUAUCUCAAAUUAUUCACGUCAACAGCACAGUUACUCUACAAUGGACAGCACCAGGAAAUGAUUACGAUUUUGGAAAAGCAUCGGCAUAUGAAAUUAAGGCAACAAAUCAUCCAGCUAAUCUAAUGGAUAUGUAUUUCGAUUCAGAAGAAACCGUGACUUUAAAAACGACACAAACUCCCCAGAACAGCGGGAGAAAAGAAAUAUUUCAAUUUAAAUUUCCAAGAAACGAUGACGAUGCUCUUUAUUACGUAGCUCUAAGAGCAAAAGAUGCCAGUGGUAACAGGGCAAAAAUUUCAAAUACUGUUCAAGUCUUUAUGAAAGGGACUAAAGUAAUUAUCCCAGAAGUAAGUACUGGAGUAACUGUUACGAAUAAUGAAAGCGUUACAGAUGAUGUGAAUGUCACAUCCACGGAAGAUAUGCAUAGUUCAACAGUAUUUUUAAUAAGUUCAACGCCCGAUACAAAGACGGACAGAUCUUGGAAGGAGAUUUUGUCAGAUACAAAAUUCAUUAUAAUUUUGUCUUCAGCAGGAGGAAUUUUACUGUUGUUUAUAUUGAUCAACAUAAUAAUUUGUUGUUGCUUUAUGAGAAAAAAGAAAGAUCCAAAAACAAUUUCGAAAAAAAAUUCUUUACGUCCACCUUACAAUAUGAACAUAGCUUACAAUAUGAACCUAGCUCGUAACCAGGAGUCUCAAUCUAUAGAUCAAAGUGAAACAGACUUGAGUGUUUCUUUACGCAACUUUACUGACAUAAAUCAAUAUUCAACAAACGAAGGUUAUGAUGUUAGUCCAAGGUAUUCUUAUCACACAUCGAAAAGCAUAGCAGAUAAAACAAUAUCCCAAAGUAACACAGAACUGGGAUUCAAAUUAGUUGAUACUUUGCCAGUAAAUACUACUCGAUCACUUGCCAGAUUUGCAAGAAUAUUUAACGAAAACGGGGAAGAACUGAAUUCUCCAGUGGCUGAGCCCCAAAAACCUUCGAACAGUAAUGACAAUCCAAUAGUAUAUUCUCUUGGCAGAGUUUGAUUUAAGAAAAUUCAAAGUAACUUUACUGACUUAAAUCAACAUUCAACAAGUGAAGGUGAUGAUACUAAUCCAAGAAAUUCUUAUCACACAUCGAAAAGCAUAGCAAAUAAAACAAAAUCCUAAAGUACAGAACUAGGUUUCAAAUUAAUUACUUUGCCAAUAAAUACAAUUUGAUCACUUUCCAGAUUUACAAGAAUAUUUAAUGAACACGAGGAAGAACUGAAUUCUCCAGUAGCUGAGCCCCAAAAACCUUCGAACAGUAAUAACAAGCCAAUAGUAUAUUCUCUUGGCAGAGUUCGAUUUAAGAAAAUUCAAAGUAACUUUACUGACUUAAAUCAACAUUCAACAAGUGAAGGUGAUGAUACUAAUCCAAGGUAUUCGUAUCACACAUCGAAAAGCAUAGAAAAUAAAAUAAAAUCCUAAAGCAUAGAACUAGAUUUCAAAUUAAUUACUUUGCCAAUAAAUACGAUUCGAUCACUUUCCAGAUUUGCUAGAAUACUUAGCGAAAACGAUGAAAAAUUAAAUUCUCCAGUUGAAGAGCUUCCAAAACCUUCGAACAAUAGUAUGUUCGCUUGACAUAAUUUAAUUUUUGAGAAAUUCAACGUAAUUUUACUCACUUACAUCAAUAUUUAAUUAAGAUGAUGAUACUAGUCUAAAGUAUUGUAAUCACGUAUCGAAAUAUUUAGCUUAUAAAAUAAAAUCCCAAACUAACGCAUAACUAGAAUUUAGAUUAACUGAUAAGAUGAUAAGUAUAACCAAAUAAUACACUUCACUGAUCCUAGUCCCAGUCACUUUUUAGGUUUGAAGGGAGGGUUAAAUGUCAACACUAUCAACGUUAUAUUAAAAAUAAAAAAUGCGUAAAUUGGGAUGAAAAUAACUCGUGUCAAGUGACUAUUAUGUAAUGAUGCCUACAAACAUUUUAAGAAAAUCUAACAUUACUUUAAAUACAAAAGAACAAAAUUCAUUGUACUGAUUGUUUAAUACUAUCGUUUUUAUCUUAAUUCAUUUAUCGAACACCAUUAAUCUUAUUUUUAAAUUAAAGUUUGUCCUAAGUAAAUAAUUAAAAAUUUAAUAAAUUUUCUAAGUGCUAUGUGCAGCACGCAAAUUUACAAAUUUGAAUUUUUUUAUUUAUUAAUUCAUUUUUAAGCUUCAGAAAUUAGGAUGGUGAUCAAAUACAAUGGAUGAUACAAUCUAGAUAUUAUAUUCACAAAUUUAAAAAAAAAAUUAAAUACUGAUGAUCAUUAAUAUGAGAGUUUGUAACAUGAUUAUUAACGCGUAAAAUAAAGUAAAAAUUUUAUUUCGACCCAUUUAUCUCGAGAAUGAUUCACUAUUUUUCACCGUAACCGCCAUUUUUCAAGAAAACGUAAAUUCAGGGGGAAAUUGACCAACAGCUUGACAUAAUAUGAUUUUUCUUUUAGAAAAAUAAUUAAUGUGUAAAAAAUGUAACUGUGUUAAAAAUAAUUCAAGUUUAUAAUUAUUUACUGUUAUUUUAACGAAUCAAAAUUAUUUAAAAUCAGAACAAUAAAAACAUUUAUCAAAAACAACAAAACAAUAUGCUUUAAAAAAAAAACAAUAACAAGUACAAGUGACCUUAAAACUCACACCAAGUGUCAUACAUGUUGAGCUGCAGCAGAAUUUAACCAACGAAAAUGCACUAACAAUAUCUGUAUAAAUGCACACUAAUAGUAAUUUUUUUUUUUUUUUUUGAAGUUAUUUUAGUAGUGAUUUUUGAAAUGUUUUAAACGUGUAAACGUGAUCAUGUUAGAAAGGUGUAGGUAAUUUGUGCAAGUAAAACUUCAUUUCAACUAAAUAUCUCUGUUUUACAUUAUUUUAGAAUAUAUUAUAAAUGCAUUGUGUGUAUAUGACAGAAUAAGCAUGACAAUUUUUGUUAAAUCUACUAAAAAUAAACUGUCUUUUAAAAACUAUUGUGCCAAAAUUCAUGUAUGUUAUACGCUUAAUAUGCCUUCUUAUAUGCCCAAUAAAGACAUAGAACAUA
Molecule: messenger RNA, 5378 nt
Organism: Parasteatoda tepidariorum (common house spider)
Lineage: Eukaryota; Metazoa; Arthropoda; Arachnida; Araneae; Theridiidae
Product: calcium-activated chloride channel regulator 2
Source: RefSeq, a predicted model, not a curated record